AUGGUAGUUGGACUGCCACUCGACUCAUCGGAAUACCCUAGUGGCAACAGCGUUUCAACGUGGCCGCGGGUUGAUAUGGCGAUAGAGAAGGAAGUUUGUCGGGCUUGCUCCCAACAAGAUGAACCGCCAUUAUUAAAGCGACGCCAACGACUACUCAUAUCGACAGAAAGCGCCUUCGCCGACACAUUACUCCCCACUCUCGUCAAAAACCCUUACCUCGAACUACGUUUGAUUACAGACGAACCCUCGGCUUUGCUGGCAGGCACGAAUAAAAUCCCGCAUUACAUGGACACGGUGGAUAGUCAAACAUUUGAUAAGAAAACAAGCGCACGGAAAUGGCUCAAAGCAAAGACAGCCGAGCUCUGUGAAUGGGCGGAUAUGCUGUUGGUUGCUCCCAUUGACGCUGGCUCCCUGGGCUCCAUGUUGGCUGGUUUGACAAACACCUUGACGUUGGCACUGCUGCGCGGCUGGGUGUCGUCUAAACCCGUCACCCUUAUCCCCGGAAUGACAGUAUCGGAAUGGGGUCACCCACUGAGUACCAGACAACUUAAGGAGAUCGAAACUUUUUGGCCAUGCAUUCAAAUUGUGAAACCACUGCUCUGGAAGUCGAAUGGUCCUGAAGACUUGACACUAUUGCCAUGGGACGGGUUGGCAGAGUUGCACAACAGACUCGAAAAUUCAUUACAAAUACCAUCAUGGGAUGCUUCUUCAGCGGAUACGAGCUGUAUUCAGGUCAAUGAAAUGGCCGGCUUGUCAUCAAAUCCGAAUCUUUCUUCUGUGAAGGCUUCUAACAGCAACGUGGUCCAGAGAAACCGAUCGAAAUCAGAGCUUCAUUCACGGUGUCUGCCGCUUGAGUUAUGGCUCAAUGUAUUCGAAGACCAUUUAAAGGACUGGGAAAUUGCAAAAGCCGUCGGCAUACCCGCUAAUAUCCCCGUUCCGAAAGAGUGGCAGAUCCAUUCACUCAAAAUGUCUACCCCCGCCUCCUUGGAAUAUACUAUUCUCCGCGGCUCGUUCGCCGCCAUCAAGAAACGGAUUGACGCACUACCCAGGUGGAAACCGUUAUCUGAUCUCGCAUGCCAUCUAAUUGUCAAAUUUUCUCGAACCGACAUCCUCUCAUAUCUCACCGAAAAUCAUCUCGAUCUACUCUGGACGACAUCUCGUCUCACAAAUAUUCCCUAUCGCGCAUCUGCCAUCUACGGUAACCCCACAAUAUUGACAUGGUGGCGCGAUGCCCCAGCUCUACCGAAUAAAGAGUAUAUGGCUGACGCAAUGGACGGGGCAUCCAGAGCUGGAUUUAUAAAUGUUCUUAAUUGGUGGCGACAAUCUGGCCUUGAACUCCGGUACACUGAGCGUGCUCUUGAAUCUGCCAGUGCCGAGGGACGUGUCGAUGUUCUGGACUGGUGGCGAGAAGCAUCGGCCAAAUCCCCAAAGACACUGCCAAUGAAAGUGGGCAAAUCAGUUCUCCUGGCCGCCCAGUCGGGUCGAAUCGCAUCACUAGCCUGGUGGGAUUCAUCUGGCAUUGCAUACAGCAACGCAGAGAAUAUUGUCCGGAUAGCCAGUACGCAUGGUCACGUACAUGUGCUUGACUUCUGGCACCGACUGAAAGGCCCGAAGAUGAUCUUCGACAAUCAGGUUCUGGUCGGUCCGACUAAGAACGGACACGAUAAUGUUUUGCAGUGGUGGAAAGACUGCGGGUUACGUGUUGAAUUCAAGACCUGCGACAUUGAAGAAGCACUCGAAGAUGCAGUCUCAGGUUCUGACGAACGUGUCCGCGACUGGUGGGAGCGUAACGGUCUUAAUCUGGGCGUUGGAACCAGAGAGUGGAUGAAGCCGAAAGUGCUUUGA
Molecule: messenger RNA, 1845 nt
Organism: Penicillium taxi
Lineage: Eukaryota; Fungi; Ascomycota; Eurotiomycetes; Eurotiales; Aspergillaceae
Exons: 1
Coding region: 1-1845 (614 amino acids)
Biological process (GO): coenzyme A biosynthetic process
Cellular component (GO): phosphopantothenoylcysteine decarboxylase complex
Molecular function (GO): FMN binding; phosphopantothenoylcysteine decarboxylase activity
Source: RefSeq, a predicted model, not a curated record